Molecule: messenger RNA, 9769 nt
Organism: Hypanus sabinus (Atlantic stingray)
Lineage: Eukaryota; Metazoa; Chordata; Chondrichthyes; Myliobatiformes; Dasyatidae
Gene: akap11
Product: A kinase (PRKA) anchor protein 11
Exons: 13
Coding region: 645-6311 (1888 amino acids)
Biological process (GO): intracellular protein localization
Cellular component (GO): cytoplasm
Molecular function (GO): protein kinase A binding
Source: RefSeq, a predicted model, not a curated record
GUUGUUACCCCCUCUCCGCCCCCGCCUCCCCCCCCCCCAACCCGGCAUGAAGCGGCUCCGGAGCGCAACGCCUCUAGUUGAAUUACCAGCAUCAGAUGCUGCAAUACAAAAAUCAAGCUACAAUGGAAAAAAUGGAAAAACACAGGCUAAGAAGUGGCUGCUGCAAGUCCAGAGUAUCUCUGAAAAAAGAGAUGCUCAGUGGCCAGCAGCAACUUUCAAUGAUGACCUUACUGCAGAGCACAAGGCCACUGUGCAAUGUAACACUUGACCAACAUUGGAAAGGAGGCAACAAUUUAACUGAGCAGGACAUAAAGUGUAAUUAAGGCCAGAAAGUGUGCAGAAAAGAUUCACAAUGAUGUUGCCUGGAUUGAUGAGCUUGAGAUUUAAGGAGAGAUUGGAAAGGCUGAGUCUGUUUUUGCUCGAGCAAAGCAGGAUGAAAGGUCACUUUUGUGGGAUUUUCUAGUUCAGCUGAAGAUGCCACUUCUGCUGGAAAGCAGGCACUUGCUGCUAAUGACCUGGAGCUUUCUGAUUGGCUGAGUUCACUACAGCUUUUCAAUUUAAAGAAUACUGAAAUUGCUCUUUUGAAUGAUUUGAAGAAACACUCCAGGACAAAAGAGAAAACUGUCAGCCAGGUGGUUUGCGUAAUGGUGCAUCCUCCAUCAUCCCUGUACUGCAAUGAUUCUGUAUUCUCCCUACUUAGCAAAUAUACAACAGGAAUUCAGUUUUCUUUGGAGUCCCACUCAACAUCAAAACAUCAGACUGACUCAUACCUUGUGGAGGAGGAUGACACCAAUCAGUCAGUAUCAUCCAUUGAGGAUGACUUUGUGACUGCUUUUGAACACUUGGAUGAAGAAGCAGUAACUGCAUUUGGAUCAGCAGGCUUUGAUCCAAGUACACCAAAACUCCAGCGAGAAGUUGCUCUUCAGACCUUUGCACUGGACUUCGCAGAGUUGCCAGUUCAUGCCGGCUCUUCCCCAAGCCCCAUUUUUCCUCCAUUGCUUGAUAAUUCAGCAUUUUUGGAACUGCCAACAUCUGCUAAAAGUUCUGUCGUAACAUUAAACUCAGGUCCUGGGAGGCAAAGGAGUUUUUACAAAUCUUGUAAUGCUCCUGAACCAAGAUCCAACAAUGGACUUAAAUCUGGGUCCUCUGUAUCCCUAUCAGAGUCUGAAGAUUCAGAAGGCUCAAGUCCAAGUCCAGUCAUCUUUCUGGAUGAAGAAGGCUACCAGAGGAGUCUGAAGGCUGAACUAAAAUUGCCCCAGAUCCCAAUACUCAAGGAUGACAUUGAGGAUUCCGACUCCGAAGUAAGUGAAUUCUUCGACAGCUUUGAUCAGUUUGAUGAACUAGACCAAAUAGUCAGUACGUAUACCACCCUGAAGGUAGGGUCUAGCCCUCAAAAUCCAUCUCAGAAAAACAAGCCUGCUGUAAAGCUAUGUUCUGACUCCUUACUGAAACAAUGCACUAAUGCAGUUGCUGCUAUGAACCCACAGAAGUUUGACCACCCAGUCCUUCCCGCUGAUGUGAAAAAACCCACUGCUCGAAAGGCAGAGUCUCCCUACAACAACCUGUCGGAUGUCCCGGAUUCACCUCGCCUACAACAUAGUUCAGGAGAAGAGAAUAGCCCCCUCUUCAGCCCCAUCCAUUCAUCAGCAUUCAGUCCCCUUGCAGCUCUGAGUGGGUCUGAGUGUUCAGGGAAGAUGCAGGCCAUCGGUACUGAAAUUGUUAAAGCACAAAACAACAGAGCACUUUCUGACAGUUACUCUCAAUAUGCAGGUGAUGUUUCGCACAACAUCAUCAGCUCUGUUUUCAGGUAUCCUCAUGCUGUUGGCUUUGAGCAUAAGAGGAUGACAGCUUGCCCUCAGGAUAGAUGUUGGUCAGAAAGAGUUGAAGAACAAAACACAACUGCUUCCAAUGAAAAUUCUGACAUGAAACUACCCACAGCUCAUCCUUCUGCCCAGCAGACUUAUUCGAACAAGUUCAGAGAUGGCAUUCAGCUAAUUGCUACAGAGCUAGUGGAGAGAAGUUUUAGCAGUGCCUUUAAGGACCUGCAGAAUGGUGUUUCUUCUUGCACCAGUGCCCUAUGCCACCUGGCUGCAAGGUUGACGUCCUCUGUCAUUCACAUGGCUUUGCAGGAGAUAGGAGCAAGACGAGCGUUCUUACAGAAGAAGAGUGCUAUUAAUGACUUAGCAGAUUAUUUGGUGGGCAGUGCAAUAGCUGGAGCACUGCGGGAACUGGAGUUCGUCAAGAAACAAAUCUUUAACAAUGCUGUUGCUCGAUUUGCAACUGAUCUUGCUGAGGAACUUAUUUUUGAGGGAAUCAUGGAGGUCUGUCAGUUCUCCCACCCAACAACGCCUACAUCAAUAACAAGCUGGUCACUCGAUGAUGAGGAAAAGAUUGUGAGCUCCUAUGCCAGAGAUCUGUCGGAGUCAGUCCUACAAGAGGCCUUCAUUGAAUUGUCUCAAGUGGAUGUGAGCUUCACAGCACAAGCUGCAAUUAGCAUUUCUGUGGACAAUAUUAAAAAUGUUGGUGGAAAAGAUGUAGUCCAGGCAAUGAAGACUGCUUAUGGCCCAAGUGAUAUCCAAGAAAGAAUGUUACUCCGAGAUCUUGCAGGGUGUUAUCCUAAUGCUACGGCAAGCAAUUCUGUUGAUGAUUCGAAUUUGACGGGAGAAGAGUAUACCAUACAGAAAGCUUUGAUUUGUGUUUCCAGUGUUGCAGGUGGUGUAUCUGUUCCUCGCGCUGCCAAGGCAUUUUCUGGCAAUUCUUUGGACUCCCCUCUGAAGUCAGGCAUUCAUCUUGUGUCAUCGAAGCUGAAUUCAGCACAAACUACAAACGCAGCUCCUGAGAGAUCCUGUUCAGGGAACAAUAAAAUGGAUGAGGUGCAAUCUGUGAACUGUAUGCCUCAGCGAAGGGAUUCUACAAGCCAUGUUACUUCUAGUGAGCAUGCUUCUGGUGACAACGCCUUUCAUUGCACUGAGGCAGCUAACACUGGCCAAGGAACAUUGCAGCAGAAUGGCGGCUUGGCCACUACUGAUGCUGCUGUCACAGUGCAGAACAAUGGGCAAACAGGAGCAAUGAUUGAUAUAGUGGUAAAUAAUCCUUUUGACUUGGUGACCCCACCUAAAGUUGAAUGUGUGGCAAAGGAUGUUACUUCUGAGUUAGGUGAAAAAACACUAAUUGAGCAUAUUACUGAUUUGCAAUUUACAACAGAGUUGACCGAAGGGAAUGUAAUGAAUUUAGUAGAUGAAGUAAAAACGAAAGUCUCAAGCUCUCAAGGGGUAUUUUGUUCAGGUCGGUUUGUAACUGGCAGUAAGGAAGUAUUUAUGAGACUUGGAGAGAUACCAGAGGGCCAGCUACAAGAUCAGUUAUCGGUUGAGAAAAUAGUUUUAUGUGGUCCAACUCAGUAUGCAUAUUCUCAGUCUCCAGACAUGUUGCGAACACCUCCUGUGUCGCCCACUGAAUUUAUUCCCAGUAAAGGCUUGACCAUUCCACAGCAUUUUGCACAGGAGCUUAAGGGUCACUUAGCAGAAGAGUUUCCUCCAUGUACUCCACCACCCAGUCCCACUGUGGUAUUCAAGAACUCAGAGGUAGAAAGUGUAGAUGGUUUGGGUGGCCCAGAACUUGCUCUUACUCUAAAGUCAUUGACUGCACAGCUUCAAGGUCACAUCUCAGCACCAACUUUCCAGACUUCUUUGGCCGAGAUCAGUGAACCAAGCAAAGAGAUAAGCACAGGUCUGCUGGGAAAGCAGCAGGUUGGGCUUAAUAAGGAUGGGCUAUUUCCAGAGGAAGGUCUUGCCAGUAUAGAAGGCAGCUCAAGUGGGUCUCCAGGAACACCACCACCAACCCCACAGCAAUCGACCCGUGAAAAAGGUCUGAAGAGUUUCACUCGGAAGCUUAAAGGGGAGCUGGCUAAAGAAUUCAUGCCUGUAACCCCACCGUCCACCCCACAUAACCAUUCCAUUCCAAACAUGGCAGGGUUGAGCCAAGACACUGAGGAAAAGGCUGAGUUUGUGCUGAAGCUCAUGAGGUCACUGUCUGAAGAGGUGCUGGAUAAUGACGAGGAUGAAAACUUUGACUUCAUAGAGGGGCAUGCAGAGGUGAGGGAGCAGGUAAGCCCAAGCCCCAGGCAGGGCACAAAGGUUUUGGAAAAGGAAGAGCUGAAGUUGGACAUCAAGAGGCAGGCUCUGCAGUAUUCCAAUCAGCUGGCCUCUGGCAUUGUUUCCAUGGCCACUGAAAUUGCAGCAAUUUGUGUGGAGGAUGCCAGGAAAUGUGAUGGCAAGGACCUUGUGUGCUUUGGGGUGUCACCCAGCCACCUACGGAAGGUAGCUGUUCGGAGUGACCUGCACAACAGACAUGCAGUUGCUGAAAGGAAUGCACCAGAAGAGACUGCACGUUCUUUGUUGAGUUAUGCAGGUAGGGUGGCGGGAGAGGUAAUUCGGGAUGCCAAGAAAGUCCUUAGUUCCAAGAAACAUAGAGUUAGAAAAUUCAAGAGGGACGACUGCCUGGCAGAAAGCAAUGAAUCCAGCUGUGGAGAGCAGGAUAGUGUAGGGAUUGAAGGGUUAAACACCAUGGCAGAUCAGUGGUCCCGAGAGCUUGUGGAUUCUGUGCUUCACUCUCCCCAAGGUGGACUUGUGUCCAAACAUUCAAGCUUUGAGAGCGUGACUGAUGAGUAUGCAGAAUACAUCAUGAGAAUGAUCAGCAGAGAAGCAGGAAAUGGUGAAGUAAUAGUAGAUCAUUAUGCUAGUAAGCUCGCCUUUAGGACUGUGAAAGUAGGUCUGGAACAAGCAGCCAGGAGAAUAAAGCAGAAGUAUAAGAGAAGACUUCUGUCCUCACAACAAUUGAGGAGUGACAAUGGGUGCAAAGAACUUUUCAAAUUUCUGACAAGGGAGGAGACACAAGACACCGGUCCCUACAGGAGAGGCCAUGAUCAAAGAAUGAGCAGAAGAGAUUCCAGAGAUCUGGAAAAGUUUGCAGAAUCAGUUGCCCAAAAUAUCACAUAUGAAGUCACACAGAAAAUGAACUCAGCUUCUGGUAUGCAAGGCCUAUCCAAGUCUCUGACAGACUCUUGUCUCUAUGAAAGGUCACAGCUGGAACAGAUGGCUGAAGACCUUAUUAAGAAGACCUGGACCUGCUCGAUACAACCCAUUGUCCAGAGAAAUAAACACUAUCACAGCAUGGGAAGUUUAAGUGAUUAUGGAUACUGCAUUGCCAGCACCAAUCGAACCUUUGAACAUUAUGUUGGAAAAAAUGCUGGUGAAACUCUCCAUUUCAAAGCAGCCGGGGAUGAUGGGGAUGUUUUGGAUGUCAGCAAACAAAAAGAAUGUUUAAUGUAUGCUGAAAAGUUGAGAGGGGUUGUUUUACAGUGCUCCUCUGCAGAAAAGGAAUCGAGAAGUUACAAUAACAGGUUAAGUUCACAGACUGGUGGAUUCUGCCCCAAACAUGCCACGGGGCAUGCCAAUAAACCACUUACAAGGCCAGAGUGCUACGUCAAUGGAGCCUGUCAACUUGAUGUACCAAGGAUCCAUAUUGACUUGGAUCAGAGGGGAAUUUUUCCAGAGGAUUUGAUGUCCGUAGCCAUUGAGAAAGCUAAGAGUAAUACAAGCCUGGCAGCAGACAGUGGAAUUGGACAGGAUGGUGCAAGUUUCACUGAAAGUCUUGCUGCAGAGAUAAUGACUUCAGCCAUGAUCAAUGCCAGUCAGUCAAUCACCAGCAGCAGUUUCAAGGAUGGAUUGAGGUCAACUGAUUCUGCAACAACCAGCCAGCAGCUUAGCCUCAGUGCUGGUGAUGAUAGUACUGGCAGUUGGUCAAAUCUGAGCUUUGAAGAUGAACACCCAGAUGAAACAAGUAGCUUUCUGCAUCUCAGUGACAGUAAUGGCAACAGCAGUAGCUGGAGCAGUCUGGGGUUAGAAGGAGAUAUAUAUGAGGAGAAUAUAUCCUUUCCACCAUCCGAGAGCGAUAAUAGUGAAGAUAAAGAGGAGGCAGUGCCAGAAGUUUCUGAAGGUCUGAUAUUGGCAAAGGAGACAUUACUGAUUCUAAACGUGGACCUGGAACCCAGUAACCUUGAUCCUCAGCUGCGAAUGUUGUUGCAGUGGAUAGCAGCUUCACAGUUUCAAAUACAUUUGGUUUAUUUCAAAGAAUCUUUUGAAGAUGAACUAUUGAAUUUUCUUGCAGUGGUGAAAAGAGUGGAAAUGAGGGACUGGAAGAUCUGUGACCUACUUCAGGCCGUGCUGAAAUAUUGUAGCAUGAGAGAGCAAGACCCAGCUGGAGCUCACUGCAACCACACUCCUCUCUUUGACUGGCUGCUGGAAAGUACAUAAAACCUUGUCCAUAUGCAAAGAGCAAUGAAUGUCAGUGUGUGAAGGGUUGUCAGCUUUGCACUAGCCAAGUAUCAUCAACUGUACAGGUUGCUUAACAGAAAUAACUCGAUGGCUGGUGUUCUUUAUGGUGAUUGGCUUGGCAGCUAGUAAAGUUUCUUGUAAACACAGAAAGAAUUUUGACAUGAGGGCAAAACUAUAUAUAUAGAUAUGUAUGUGUGUGUGUGUGUGUGUAUAUGUAUGUAUAUGUAUAUAUAUAUAUAUAUAUAUAUAUAUAUACAUACACAUACAUACAUAUAUAUAUAUAUAUAUAUAAAUUGUAUAUAAUAUAUAGAUAUAAUAUCUAUAUAUCACCAAACUAAACAAUUAUAAACAAAAUGUGCUGGCUUUCCUCAAAGCUGUGCCUACUCUGUCAAGGCAAAUUGAAGCAGGAAUUCUGCAACCUCAUAGCUACAGAAUCAGAGCAAUUAUAAAGGAUAGAGUGCCAUGGUAGUGCAGUGGUUAAUGCGACGCUAUUAUACCUGGGGGCAUUGGAGUUCAAUUCAGUGUCUUCAGUAAGAAAGUUUGUACGUUCUUCCAUGUGAGUGUGGGUUUCCUCCCACAGUCCAAAUACAUACUGGUUGAUAGGUUAAUUGGUCAUGGUAAAUUAUCCUGUAAUUAGGCUAAGGUUAAAUCAGUGGGUUGGCGGACUGUGCAGCUCAGUGGGCUGAAGGCCUGUCCUGCACUGUAUCGCUAAAUAAACAAAUUCCCCGCUCUACUGUGUGAACAGUUAAAGGAUGAAUAAUGUCAUUUCCUCAAAAGUAUUGAGUUCUUCCAACUAAAUUUUAUUUUUAAAGUUGUUCUUUUUAAAGACCAAUCUUGCAGGAUUUUUACACUUGCUGUCUCAGUUCUGACAUCAGUUCUUUCAGUUCUGGACAUUGAAAUGUUAACUUUGAGGUUGCAGUCAAAAUUUAACUUACAAAUGGUAGCAUUUCACUGGUUGGAUUUUGGGUUCUGACUGUAGCUUACUGUGAGAUGAUGUGAAGAUCUGCAGUGUCAAAGAAGCUUUAGAAAUUUUGCUUCAAAAAGUCUUAAAUUAAGCUCUUUGUUUAGAUUGACCUUAAAGCUCCUACCAGCUUUUAUCACCUGCAACACUCUUAAAGACGGAUAUCACUAUUUAUCAGUAUCUAGCCACAGAAUAAUCUGACAGUUGAAGAAUUGAAGGAGAAAGUAUUUCCAAAAGAUUGUUUGGUGAGGAAAGAUUCACCUUGAAAAUGGUUCCUGGCCUUCACUACCUGGUGCUUUAACAGUGAAGGCAAAUGUCAAUUACAAAUAUGAGGUUUGUGCUCAUGAGGGAGCUAGUUUUGUUAACAUUGUGCAGUGUAAUUUGCACUAAACAUUGCCAAUAUCUAUCCAAGUAUGACUAUUCUGGCCUAUUUAUUAAUGUGGUGUUCAGCUGCUAAUAGAAGUUCACUGACUAAUCUGAUGAACCAUGGGCAGCCUUUCUCGAACCAAGGUUUCAGAAUUGCCCUCUGCACACCAGUUUUGAAAGAUCCCAGUACCGGAAGUCCAGUUCACAGUACUCCCUGUUUACAAUGUGGAAUCUUGCAAAGAUUGUCCCUUUGGUUUCUCUCAGUUUGUUUGAACAUAAAAUAUAGAACUCAGAGUUGUGCCAACAUUUUAACCUACUCUAAGAUCAAUCUAAUCCUUCCCACCUACAUAGCUCUUGGUUUUUCGAUCAUCUUGUGUGUCUAUUAGAACAUAGAACAGAUUUUUUUUGUCUGUUUGCUGAUAUAGAAUCUCAUUGAUCACUCCAUAAUCCUCUCCAGUUAAACAUUUUUCUACAACACAUUCAAAAACUGCAGAAGAUGUACUUUAUUACAUUUAAAAAUUUUAAGACUACUCUCUGAGUUCAGCAUAGGGUGACCUGGGCACUGUGGUAUUGGAAAGUUGAGCAAGUUCUUUCCAGAAAUCACACCCUCUAUAGUCACAAUACUCCAGUUUCACAAGGAACAACCAUACAGUCCUCCUGUUGGUGAUGAACGGGAUGUGACAACGCAAAGACUUGUUCAAAAGUAGCAAAAUCCAUUUAACAUAAAUCCACACAUCCAUUUAACUAACAUCCUGCAAGUAAAUCAAAUUAGUCUUUUGAGAGAAACAAAAUUUGCCACUGGAUAUUGCUAUUUUGUAUGGUAUAAGCUUAUAAGAACUAAAUUCUCACAGGCUGAUCUUCUCCAGGAACUGCACAAAACAGCAGGGAGAUCAUGUCGGCCUGAAUAUUGGGUUGUGAAUUGAAAAUCCAAGGUUGCUUCUGAUUGGGAUGGGAAGGACCAGACCAUUAUACAGGAACAGGACUCAGUGCGAGGGUUGCAGGAUUAUUUACCAGCUGUACAGUGAGACACAUCUUGAAACUUGACCCAAUUUCUGCCUUUAGUUGCAGAAAUAUGGCUAUUGGAAGAAUUAUUAACAUAAUGCACAUAAUCACCUUAAUCAUACUGUGAUAGUAAUCUGUGUUUUUCAAGUGAAAAUCCUGAAGGCCACCUAGCAGUACUUUUCUCCCUGUAGGAUUAAUAAUCAUUCCAACUUUUGAAUUUGUUUUCAAAUUUUAUCUGCUCCUUACAUGGUAUUGCCAGUAUUUGUCACAUCCGCUUUGAUUUCACCUUACACCAGUGCUUUUCAAUGUCACUGUCAUUUUUUCCAGCUUAUCCUCACAGAGUACACCAUUGAUUGUAUGCAUGCAGCUUUGUAAGCUGGUAGCAUUCCCAGCAUAUUGCAUUAAUAACCUGCAGUAGGAAUAGUCAUUGCAGAUUUAAAUACUUGUAUACAAUUCACAAGGCACUGCCCAAGAUUUCCCACUAAUGUGACCUGUUACUUGCUGGGGUAUACCAGCUUUUCCCUCUGCUGUUCAACAAGCCAUGGAUAGGGAGGCUGAUGGAGUAGCUGAAUAUGCAGUUCUGAAACUAACGCAACCAAUAGGUACCCCCCCACCCCCCGACAACUACUUUAUUUAACACCGGAUCCUUUAACACAGUGCUUUUAGUAUAUUCAAAUGACUAAUUGAAUAAAAGGUUUGCUCUUGGUUACACAGUCACUUUAUGUGUGUGCAUGUUCCUCCAUCCCCAGUCUCUGUUUUUAUCCCAGUGGUAAUUGGUGUUGCCAUUUUGAUGACCGAAUGAAAAUAUUAAAAUUUAACCUUAUUCUAUUAGUACUUAUUUUACUACUGUGCAGUGUUAAUUCCAUCAUAAUUCACAUGCUAAGGUAAAUAUCAAGUGUGUGAUGUCUGAUAUUUGUAAUCCCUAAUCCUUUAUAUGAAUUUUGCCAAAAAAAAAUAGAGCAUUGAAGUUCAUUAAUUUACAGCAAUUUGGUGUCCGGUGUUCUUUCAAGUGUAAAAUUUGUUAUCAGAUUAUAAGCUGCAACUUGCACUAUUAUUGAUGUCUGUUUAUUUCUUAAGCAUUGGCUAAAAAAGUAAACGGUAGAUCAUC